Messenger RNA from Xenopus tropicalis (tropical clawed frog), 842 nucleotides. Its product is annotated as zinc finger CCHC domain-containing protein 3-like. Gene Ontology annotation, biological process: activation of innate immune response. The transcript has a single exon. Lineage: Eukaryota; Metazoa; Chordata; Amphibia; Anura; Pipidae. The coding region runs from base 48 to 842 and encodes 264 amino acids. The record is from RefSeq and is a predicted model, not a curated record. Gene Ontology annotation, molecular function: zinc ion binding; RNA binding; double-stranded DNA binding.
CUUCAGUGAUAACCCUAACCUGAGGGGGAAACUGAGAGUGCUUCAAGAUGGCAGCAGAGGAUGGUUCGGUCCCAGUGUUUGUUCGUGUCAAACAUUCGGUUAGGAUCGUUGUUGCUGACCCUUUGAACCAGGAGAAGAAUCUGGUGUUCGUCGUUCGGAGGAUUCUGGAAGAUCUCGGCAGAGUGUCCAGGAAAGAGAUCCUCGCUAUUCAGGAUUAUCCCAGGAGAGGUGUAUAUGAUGUCACCUUUGACGGAGAAGGAGUCUACCGUAGUUUCCUGAGGAUUCUUGAGGAGAAUUCAGCUGAUCCCCGGUUGGAAGGGCUCAAAAUUCUUCCACACUUUGCGGAGGAAGAGAUUUUCCUUGUGGUAAAAACGUACUCUCCUUUUGUGUCGCUCAAGGAGAUCGAGACUGUGUUAAGCAGGUAUUGUAAAAAGCUGGUCUUUUCAGGUAAGAUCUUGAAUGAACUUGGUAUUUGGACUUCUAAAUACAGGUUCAAAGUGGUUUUGGAUAAAGGAGUAUUCCCGCCUGCUAGAUUUCGUCUAGGAACUGUUAAUAUCGACUGUUUCUUUAAUGGAAUGCCGGAGUUUUGUCGGAGAUGUCGCCAGUACGGUCAUGUGGCAGAUGGUUGUGUACUGUGUCAGAACUGUGGGAAAGCAGGACAUGAGGUAAAAAGCUGUUCUCUUCCUAGGAAAUGUAACCUUUGUUUGCAAGAGGGGCAUCUAUAUGGAGCAUGUCCGCAAAGGAAAGAAAAGCCUGAAACAACUGAAAUGGAUGUUGGUAAGUUGCCUGUCCCUGUGAGUUCUGUUUCUAGGUUUUCUGAGGAGGAGGAUUCGGCAGGUUAA